AUGAAGUCAUUCGCUAAGCAGGCUGCCUUCGCAGCUUGCCUCCCAUGGUUGGUUGUGGCUGAUUACAAUGACGCCUUUGUUGUUGAGUUCGAUGCAUCAGUGCAAUUGAGCCCAGCGGAUCUCAUCAGCCGGACUCGGGCAUCUCUGGCAGCUUCUGGCUUAGACUGCACUGCAUCUUCGCGAUACCAUUUCACUCACGCUGUAUUUCAAGGCGGAUCUUUCAACGUUGACUGCACCAACAAUGGAGUUUCUCAGAAGGCGGUGCUGUCGACCAUACAGUCGAUUGAUGCCAUUCAGAAGGCCUGGCCUGUAACUUCAGCAGCACCAGCCGUCCACAUGCCGAGAAUUCCAGGUAUUUCUGACGGCGAUUGGGAAUGGCCUGUAACUUCAGCAGCACCAGCCGUCCACAUGCCGAGAAUUCCAGGUAUUUCUGACGGCGAUUGGGGAAGCAGCACUCAUGGAUCGUCCAAGCGCGACUUGUCUCAGGUCUUGGCUCUCCAAGUAAGAGACAAUAUCGCAGCUGAUACCUUGCCGACGCAUGUUGAUACUGGGGUGUCGAAGCUACACGCCAGCAAUAUCACGGGUAAAGGCAUCCGUGUGGCAGUCAUUGACAGCGGUUUCGACGUCGAUACUCCGGGCCUCAGCAAGACCAACAUUGUCUAUGCUCACGACAUGACAGACGGCGACAAUGAUGUUCGUGACAACUGUUCCUUCCAUGGCACUCAUGUUCUGGGUAUUGUAGGAGCCAAGGGUGAUGAGGGGAGGUUUGGUGUCGUUGGCGUGGCCCCUGAUGCCACAUACGAGCUUUACCGCAUCACAGGUUGUACUUCAGGAACUACGGAUGACGCCAUCAUCAACUCGUUCCUCGAAGCUGCAGAAAGAGGCGUCGACGUUAUAUCUUGUUCGUAUGGGGGUGCCCUCACUUUCCCUGAAGACCCCUGGUCUAUCGUAGCCACACGACUGUUCAAUAACGGCACCUAUAUCUCCCUUGUAGCUGGAAACGGUGGCCCUGGCAUCUUCACAGGCGCUAGCCCUGGAGGUGCAGAUGCUGUCGCCGCCGUUGGGUCUACCGACAACUCGCAAACUCCUUACUACAACUGGGGAGGCAAUUGGACCGCAGGAAGUGAAGGCGGAUCGCUUCGUUUUGUCCCUGGCAUGCCGUUCGACUUCCCAUCAAACGAAGGGCUGACAGUCUGGACUUCAGACACACCCAACACCAAUGGUUGCCAGCUCCUCCCUGAUAAGUCUAGUUUGCCGGCCGACUUAUCCAAAGUCAUUUUCCUCUCCCAGUUUGAUCAAUGCUGGAUGGCAGCCGAUAACUCUACAGUCUCUCUCACGAAAGAGUUUGGCAUCCCGUAUGUCAUGUACUACAGCUGGAGCAAUUACACGGUCUCUGAAGGCCCGCUAUUCCUGAAGGUCUCUGCAGCAAACCAGAAAGGGUCUGUCACGGUGGACUAUGAAACAGCAAAGCAACUACUGGAUGCCAAGGCAAAGCACGGCUCCGUUCAAGUGUUCCUUGCAAAUGAGGUCUCCGUUGCAGAUGUUAGUCUCACUUAUAAGGCCAAUAACCGCUCUGGCCUCAUGAGCUCUGUAUUUACCAGUUGGGGUCCAACUCUUCGAGCAGGAUCCAUGCCCGCAUUCCAUGCCCCCGGAGGAAACAUCUUGAGUACUUUCCCUGGAUGGCUUGGAGGCUAUGGAGUAGUCAGUGGCACUAGCCAGGCCACCCCGUUUGUCGCCGGCAUCGCUGCGCUUGUCAAACAGCAGCACCCAGAUUACAGCUCUGAAGACAUCCGGAAUGUCAUCGCAGCCACAUCACGACCUGUCAAGUGGUACGAUGGAAAAGGAAACACUGGAGACUUCCUGGCACCCGUCUUCCAACAAGGGUCUGGUCUUGUCGACGCGUGGGGAGCAGUUCACUCGACCACAUUACUCAGUGCCUCUGCCCUUUCAUUCAAUGACACGGCCAACCGCCCCAAAGAGUUGACCUUCACAAUCAAGAACACCGGUUUGAAGGCUACCACCUACGAUCUGAGUCAUGUUGGAGCCAGCUCUGGCUAUGUGCUUGAGAAGGUGGAUAGCUACCAACUCACUGAGGCCGUGGUGUAUCCAGUGUACGCCGAAGUCAGCAUCAACCCCACAACUCUCUCAGUUGAGCCAGGGAAGACAGCCACUGUUUCAGUCUCGAUCUCAAAAGAGCCCGCUUUGUCGGAAGCUUCAACUCGUGUGUCCUAUUUUGGAGGCUACAUCAACAUUGAAGCCAAGGGUGCAAUCGACAUCAACAAACUCUCACUACCCUACACCGGCUUCGGCGCGCCAUUGACUACCUUACACAGCAUCAACCGGAACAAAUCUUAUCUGUCGUCAUACAAUGUAACUGCCGGCAAGGCAUCGCAUGCCGAACCAGGCCGCGUUUAUACCUGCACGUUGAACAUCACCGCAGAUGUUCCAGCUUCGUUCCCAGGCAAUGAGUUUCCCGGCAUCGAGGUCUUCCUCUUCUUGCAGUCGCGCAACAUGAGCAUUCACAUGGUAGACGCAAAGACUGGAAAAGUAGUGGUCAACUCCUACCAGAGUACGUCAGAGGUCCCAUGGAACGGUUCGACUUGGUAUUGGGAUGGUUCCGACGAUAACAAAGCUCCCGUGCCGGCUGGUACUUACACCUGGCGCGUCAAGGCUCUUAAGAUGCUUGGAGAUGCGGCGAAGGAGGAGGACUGGGAAACCUGGGAAGCCGGCACAUGGGUUCUGGAAUACACUGCUGACAGCAUUUUCCCUUCGAGUUCAACGGCUCCGAAAAGCUGA
This is a messenger RNA of Colletotrichum scovillei, 2796 nucleotides long. RefSeq names its product serine endopeptidase. Gene Ontology annotation, biological process: proteolysis. NCBI's taxonomy places the organism in Eukaryota, Fungi, Ascomycota, Sordariomycetes, Glomerellales, Glomerellaceae. The transcript is spliced from 4 exons. Gene Ontology annotation, molecular function: tripeptidyl-peptidase activity; serine-type endopeptidase activity. Gene Ontology annotation, cellular component: cell wall; cytosol; membrane. The record is from RefSeq and is a predicted model, not a curated record. Bases 1 to 2796 code for a protein of 931 amino acids.